Messenger RNA from Limanda limanda (common dab), 724 nucleotides. It is a transcript of the gene sdhaf1, whose product is annotated as succinate dehydrogenase complex assembly factor 1. Gene Ontology annotation, biological process: mitochondrial respiratory chain complex II assembly. Bases 268 to 516 code for a protein of 82 amino acids. Gene Ontology annotation, cellular component: mitochondrion. The record is from RefSeq and is a predicted model, not a curated record. NCBI's taxonomy places the organism in Eukaryota, Metazoa, Chordata, Actinopteri, Pleuronectiformes, Pleuronectidae. The transcript is spliced from 2 exons.
GCUAGCAGCAGCUAACCGGAGCUCACCGACACUUUCUGUCUCCGGUGAUCUUUAACGAUGAUCAACGAUCAGAGGAAACCCGUCAGGCCGUGAAACGUCGGUGCUUCCGGUCAAACAGUGUUUCCUGAAGUCCUCAACCUGACUCACUUCCUGUCUGUCAUCUCGAACCUGACACCAGGUGGUGCUCAGUGAUCCGUCCGUCAGACUAGUGGUCGUUAGAGGAACUGCUGGUGUUCCUCUGAACCCCAGGUCAGCUGAUUCCUGACGAUGGCGCGUCACAGUAAACUGCAGAAGCAGAUCCUGACUCUGUACCGCCACUUCCUGCGGGCCGGGCGGGACAAACCGGGCUUCAUCCCCCGGAUCCAAGACGAGUUCAGGGAGAACGCUCGCAUCAAGAAGACGGAUGUGAUGCACAUCGAGUAUCUGUACCGGCGAGGACAAAGGCAGCUGGAGCAGCUGAAGGACGUCAACACCAAGCAGCUGGGCUCCUUCUCCAAACCCCACGACCAGAGCUGACCUCCGACCUGCAGCCACGUCAUGUGACCUCAAACACCAGGAUACCUCACAAACACGCUGCGUUCAAGUACAGCAGGAACUCCAGAGCUCAGUGUGAAGAACAGUCGAUGUGAUAAAUGUAGAACUUGGAAACUUCAAGUGACUAUGGGUGUGUGUGUUGGGGGGUGAAGUAAGCAAAUGCUGAAAAAAUAAAAGCAAGUAAAAUUAA